CGCUCCCCGUAGCACCCCCCUCCGCGGCCGGCCGGCUGGCUGGCUGGCUGUGCGCAAGGCGAACAUGGCGGCGCAGGCGGUGGGGCGGGACACUCUACCUGAGCACUGGUCCUAUGGCGUCUGCAGGGACGGCCGGGUGUUCUUCAUCGAUGACCUGACCCGCUCCACUACUUGGCUGCAUCCUCGCACCGAGGAGCCCGUCAACUCCGGCCACAUGAUCCGCUCAGAUCUGCCCCGCGGCUGGGAGGAGGGGUUCUCCCAGGAGGGAGCCAGCUACUUCAUCGACCAUAACCAGCGGAUCACGACAUUUAGACAUCCUGUGACAGGACAGAUUUCUCCAGAAAACAUUGAAUUUAUUUUACAAGAAGAGCAGAAUUCACACAUGUCCAAGCAACAAGUAAACCAAAGACCCUCAAGCAUGGUCAGUGAAACAUCCACUGUAGUAACUACAUCCAUUGUAGAUACCAAACCUGGCUCCAAGGUUUUAAAAUCUGACAAUAAAGUUCACAGUUUUGGAAAGAGGGACCAGUCUAUCAAGAGGAACCCUAAUGUUCCUGUUGUGGUGAGAGGCUGGCUACACAAACAGGAUAGCUCUGGAAUGAGAUUAUGGAAAAGACGAUGGUUUGUGCUGUCUGAUUAUUGUUUGUUUUACUACAAAGACAGCAGAGAAGAAACUGUUUUGGGUAGCAUACCAUUACCUAGUUAUGUAAUAUCUCCCAUUGGACCUGAAGAUCGCAUAAACCGCAAGUAUUCCUUUAAGGCUGUUCACACAGGGAUGAGGGCAUAUAUUUAUAAUAAGAGUUCUAUUAUUGGCUCUCAGGCAGAGCAUUCAGGAAUGCGCACAUACUACUUCAGUGCAGAUACCCUAGAGGAUAUGAAUGGCUGGAUCCGUGCCAUGAAUCAAUCUACUCUUAUGCAAACACGUUCAUCUCUGAAGAGAGAAACAGAAAAAACAGAUCAGCAAGCUGUUCCCCAAGUUAACCAUGUGGAUUCCCGCAAAGAAUGUGCAAAAGUGGAUACUGCUGAUAUAAAAGGAAGUUAUCAAAAAGCAACUGAAACCUUUGGAUAUGAUAGGCAUGAAGAAAUAAGAAAAGAAAGAGAAGAUGAGGAACGUUGUGUCUGCAGAAAAGAAAUUCUGCAACCUAAGAGGGGAAAAUCUAAGUAUCCAUUAACAUCAGGAGAAGUUGAUCUGUUUCCAGAUUUAACAAGUGUGUCUCAGCCCCAAGUAGCUCAGCCUCAGCCAGUUGAGAAGAAUGGGAUGUUUCCUAGUUCAUUAAACAUGAGCAUUGGCCCAAUGGAGCAGAAUGGUACCAGUUUGUAUAAAAGAGGAUUUGUUCCCAGAGCAAAUCCAGAUAAACAGACACAAAGGAAAAACAGCAUGACUCAAGUGGAGCAUUGGGUAAAAGUCCAAAAAGGAGACACAAAAAGUCUUGCUUCUGAUCAGAUUCUAACUCGUCAAGGUCCCAGUCAAUCUUCGUCUUUUCCUGAAAAUUAUCAUACCUUGCCAAAGAAUACCAGGCGGCCUUCAGGGAGCUCUCCUCCACCAAAUCGCAACUUGCCAAGUGACUACAAAUAUGCCCAGGACCGUGUUAGCCACUUGAAAAUGUCCCAUGAGGAGAGGAAAGCUAAUAAGGAUGGUACUGUAUGGCAGCUGUACGAGUGGCAGCAGAGACAGCAGUUUAAACAUGGCAGUCCAACUGCUCCAGUUUAUGCAGGUUCUCCGGACUUUACUGACCGUGGUAAAGCAAAAAGUUCACUAGAUGUUCCACGAUCAAUUUCUGUUCCUCCAUCUCCUUCCGAUAUUCCUCCACCAGGACCUCCAAAAAUCUUUCCGCCAAGGAGACCGCACACUCCUGCAGAGAGGGUUACUGUUAAGCCAUCUGAUGGGAGACAGAGUGUAGACAUACCCUUUGCUGGAUCUCCAAGAAGGAUUCGAAAUCAUGCUGUAAAGAAUUCAGCACACAUUGAUAGACGCUCCAUGCCUACUAUGGGAUAUAUGACCCAUACUGUAAGUGCACCGAGUUUACAUGGCAAGUCGCCUGAAGAGCUAACAUUGCUUCUCAUUCGAUUAAGGAGACAUCAGGCUAAGUUGGCUAGUAUACAAAAUUACACAAUCGCCCAAUUACUACAGCAUUUGCCAACUAAUUCCAUCUAUCAGGCUGAUGACACCUACAUACAGCUGAAGAAAGACUUGGAAUAUCUGGAUCUAAAGAAGCUGUCUCCUUUUAUGAUAACAGUGACAGGGCGUGAUAUACUAAAAGAACGAAGUACAAAACCUGUCAAGAUUGCAGAAAGUGAUAUUGACGUCAAGCUAAGCGUUUUCUGUGAACAAGAUGGGAUUCUACAGAACUUGGAAGACAAAAUAAGAUCCCUUAAGGAAAAUAAAGACCAGCUGGAAUCUGUCUUGGAGGUUUUGCAUAGACAGAUGGAACAGUACAAAGACCAACCACAGCAUGCAGAAAAAAUUUCUUCCCAGCAGAGACUUUUGCAAGAGGACCUCAUUCAUAUUCGGGCUGAAAUAUCCAAGGCAUCCACCGAAAUGGAAAAUGCUUGGAAUGAAUAUCUGAAAUUGGAAAAGGAUGUUAACCAGCUGAAGCAAGCCUUACAGGAACAGAUGAACAGAUCAUUUUUUCCUCAGGAGAAAACACAAAUGCAAAAAGAUUUAUGGAGAAUUGAAGAUGUUACAGCUGGCCUAAGUGCAAAUAAAGCAAACUACAAAGUCAUAGUAGAUUCUAUAAAAAAUCCAGAAAGAAAAACAGUGCCUUCAUUUUCUCACUCUAAAGUGCCUUCAUUAUCAACUUCUCUCACAACUAUGGAGAGCAAACUUUCGACUCAGCGAACUCCUCCAUCUAGUCCUGUUAAGUCCUCUUUGGAGGUUAGGCUGUUGCCACAGCCUUAUACUCAGCCUAGAACACAGUCUCAACCACAACAGCUGAAAAAAGUUGAGCAUCCUCUUCAGUCACCCGUGAAGCUAAAGACAAAAGUUGGAGAUGAAGCACCACCCAGACCUCCUCUCCCUCAGGUCUACAAUCCUGAUGAUCACCCACCAGCUGUUCCACCUCUUCCAAGGGAAGCCAAUGUUAUCAGGCACACAUCAGUGCGUGGCCUGAAACGUCAGUCAGAUGAAAGAAAGAGAGAUCGAGAACUGGGACAAUAUGUAAAUGGUGAUUAUAGGGGAGAGCUCCGUUCAUACAUGAGUGAACCUGAAUUAGCUACAAUAGAUGGUGACUUCAGCCAAACUUCAUUUGGUUUCAUAGGUUCUGACAGUGGAUACCAGACAUUACCUACCAGAGGAUUAUCCGGAUCAACUUCCAGACUGCACCAGACAUCCACCAUUUCAUCGUAUGCAACAUUUCAAAGAGAGAGCUCCAAGGAGAGACCAAAGAGUGCCUUGGAACGCUUAUACUCUGGAGACCACCAAAGAUGCAAGAUGAGUGCUGAGGAACAACUAGAAAGAAUGAAGCGACAUCAGAAGGCAUUAGUUCGUGAACGCAAGAGAACUCUUAGCCAAGGAGAAAGACAGUCUGUUUCAUCUCGGCCUUUCAUCCGACCCGUUUCUGCAGACAUAGGCUCAAGGAAACGAGAACAAGAAUUUGAUUUGCAGUUACUUGAGAGAGCAAUACGUGGAGAAGAGAAAAAUGAAAAUGACUGGUUAAAAAUUCAGCCUGUACCAGUGAAAGAGAUGGACCUGGAACCUCAAGAUUAUGACUUAGAUAUCAGCAGAGAGUUGUCAAAACCUGAAAAGGUGGCAAUUCCAAACCGCUAUGUUGAGCUGGACCCUGAAGAACCUCUCAGUUCAGAAGAAUUAGCCUCAAGACACCGUAAAGCAGAAAAGAUAAAGAAUAUUCUUACCAGGUCUAGUAUGCACAACCUACAGCCUGCUGUUGCUCAGGACAAACACAACUCAGAUGAUUUAGAUUCACAGCUGCAGGAACAGGAACGCAUCAUUACCAUAUCAUAUGCUUUGGCUUCUGAAGCCUCUCAGCGGAGCAAGGAGGUAGCAGCUCACCAGUUGACCUACCCAUCUAAAGCACCCUCACCUUCUGUACCACAGCCACCUCACUCCCCCUUAAGCAAUGGAUUUCACUACACAUUUGUCUAAACACCUUAAAACCAAAGCAGUAAUGGAACAUUGACAUAAGAUACAAGCCAACAACCAUCUGAUGCCAGAGCGUGGAAGAAAGAAUGUCUUCAUGACACCAGCUUCUCGGAAGAUACUCAUCUGCUGAUCACAGAAUUUUUCAAAAACAAAUUCAAAGAAUAAUAGAGGGAUUUUCUAUGAAAAACAAAUGAAUUCAAAUCAUUUUAGUUUGGCAUUGUUUUAGUUCAGACUUUUUAUAUAAAUAAAUGGCACUUUUAAUAUACUCUGUAUAAUACUGAUGUAUUUUUAGAAACAGAAUAUAUUUUAGAUUUUUUUUAAUCAAGGGCUGAGUUCAUUUUUUAAAAAAAAGCUGCUUACAGAGACUUUACAAAAUAUUAUUGCUUCACCCUCAAGUUCAGAUGCAUAUCGUAAAGACUCUUGACAAAAUGUAAAUCAAAUAAUCUUGGAAGUACAUCACGGCAUUUGGGUAAAGCUAACUCAAGUGAGAAGUUUACUGAGAAUUUUCUUCUUAUUUUGGCAAAAUUGAUCACUCUCAUGUGCCCUUUAAAUAAGAAAUAGCAAAGGACUCAGCUUCCAUUUCUAAAUGUUAGUAACCAUCAUGUUUGCACAUAAUGAACAAAAUUAUGGCACUCAGCUGCUAACUCAUGUACAUUUUUUAAUUCCAUGUAGUUAAUUUUCAAAUAUCAGUAUCCAGUGUGUUAGCGUUGACAAUAACACUGUCCCCAUCAGUAACACGAUGCUAAAAAUAUAUAUUUUUUCUUAAAUUAAGAGGACUGGAAAGUAAAAGAAAUUUUAAUUCUAAUGUGUGAAGUAAGCAAUAAAAUGUUAAUAGAAUGUGUGAUUUUACUAGUAAAUAUAUAUAAUAUUUGUUUUAAUUAAAAAGCAAUAUGUGAUGUUUUGCAUUAUCAUGGAAACAACAGAAAUAAUGCAAUAUGGCACUUGCUAAUUUUGUAUGUAAAUUUAACUGGUGCUUAAUUUUGCCAAAACUUUCAAGUUUGAUGUUUUGCUUGGGUAUAGGGUGAAGAGUUGGUCAGUUACAUAUGAAGAAAAUGAGUUUAAAUGAAUUGCUGUUGCU
Dermochelys coriacea (leatherback sea turtle) is the source of this 5177-nucleotide messenger RNA. It is a transcript of the gene PLEKHA7, whose product is annotated as pleckstrin homology domain containing A7. The record is from RefSeq and is a predicted model, not a curated record. NCBI's taxonomy places the organism in Eukaryota, Metazoa, Chordata, Testudines, Dermochelyidae. The transcript has 30 exons. Gene Ontology annotation, biological process: cell-cell adhesion mediated by cadherin; epithelial cell-cell adhesion; pore complex assembly. The coding region runs from base 65 to 4102 and encodes 1345 amino acids. Gene Ontology annotation, molecular function: protein binding. Gene Ontology annotation, cellular component: zonula adherens; pore complex.